Messenger RNA from Brienomyrus brachyistius, 3536 nucleotides. RefSeq names its product tetratricopeptide repeat protein 39A-like. The record is from RefSeq and is a predicted model, not a curated record. Gene Ontology annotation, molecular function: protein binding. Lineage: Eukaryota; Metazoa; Chordata; Actinopteri; Osteoglossiformes; Mormyridae. The transcript is spliced from 22 exons. The coding region runs from base 560 to 2413 and encodes 617 amino acids.
GUUAAAUGUCAGAGCUGUUUAUUUUUAUUUAUUUAUUUUUUUUACAUGAAAAUAUACAUUCAAUAAAAUAUGAAAAACCGAAAGUGGUAGCAUGGGGUAUUUAACGUAACCUAUGCGCAGGAUAAUGGUAAUUCAAAUAAAUUUAUUGAUAAGCGUCAUCUAGUGCUCAUCUAGUAACCCUGAAGUCACUGGAGCUAGAGGUUUGACUCUAGUUCUCCGGGUGGGGUGUUUGAUCUCCCGCUCUACUCUCCGUCCCCUACAGGAUCUCUACCCACAUUGCGUAUCUUGCAAGUGCAGAUGCAAAAUGCAGCUGUAAUCAGACGGCAUUAAGACCCGGCGCUGGUCAGAGGCCGACAUUCCGGCACAUUGUAAAGAAGCCCGUGUCGUCGGAGCACAGCCUCGGACACCUUUCAUAAACGCUUUUCAUAAGUCGGGGAGUGGCGAGCAGCGUCAGCCGGGCUUUGCGCUCAGGUGCGCCCGAGCGAAGGUGGGAACCGCACCCGGCGAAGAAGCCCUAAGCUCCUGCGCCCCCCAGCGCGCUCAGCCGCGAAUCGGGGGAAUGAGUUUCAUCGGUGGUUGGAGAGUCAGCCUCAGGAAAAAUGACGGUAAAAGGAGUCCGGUGCCAGCUGGUAAACCCACCGGCAGUCCCACCCCGCCAGCCAGGUUGUCCGUCAUAAACUGCAAAGAACUCGACCCGGUCAUACCUGAUGUCAAGCUCCCAUUUGCGGACGGCGGUGAUGUUCCCGGCGUCACAUCUCCAGCUGAAGGGUUACAGCAGUCAGACCUGUCCGUGGACCUGGGCGACUGCAUGGCUGCUCUGGAUCUCUUCCUGCAGAACCAGUUUGAGGAAGCUCUUUCCAGGCUGCAGAGCAGGAUCAAGGACAGCAUGUAUCACGCCCUCACCCAUGCCACCAUCCUGGAGAUGCAGGCCAUGAUGACCUUCAGCCCGGAAGACAUACUGGAAGCUGGCAAUACCAUGAAGGAUGCCCAGGCAGUUUGCCAGAGGUACCGCAGAAAGUCGUCCUUCAAUAGUUUGGGGGGCAAAAACUUCACAGAAGAUGAACUGCAUGCUGAGUUGUGCUAUGCAGAGUGUCUCCUGCAGAGGGCAGCCCUAACCUUUCUUCAGGAUGAAAACAUGAUUAGUUUCAUUAAAGGGGGGAUCAAGGUCAGAAACAGCUACCAGACUUACAAGGAGCUUGACGCAGUGCUGCAGUCCCCUGGAUACAUGCAGGGCAACAGCCACACUCACUUUGAAGCUGGGGUCAAGCUUGGCAUGGGAUCCUUCAACCUGAUGCUCUCCCUGCUGCCCAGCAGGAUCCUUCGGCUGCUGGAGUUUGUGGGGUUUUCCGGCAACAAGGAGCUGGGCUUGCAGCAGCUAGAAGAGGGGGCCUCAACAGACACCUUCCGGGCCUUUCUAUGUAACAUGCUUCUGCUCUGCUACCACACCUUCAUGAGCUUCAUCUUGGGAACGGGAGAGGGUGACAUGAACGACGCAGAGAGACUGCUGCAGCAUUACCUGAAUCGCUAUCCUAAGGGAGCCAUUUUCCUGUUUUUCGCUGGUCGAAUUGAGGUCAUUAAGGGAAACUUAGAUGCUGCCAUCAGCCGCUUCCAGGAGUGCUGCGAGGUCCAGCAGCAAUGGAAGCAUUUUCACCACAUGUGCUACUGGGAGCUGAUGUGGUGCUUCACCUACAAGCGGCACUGGAAGAUGGCCUACUUGUACGCCGACCUCCUGAGCAAGGAGAACAAGUGGUCCAAGGCCACGUACGCCUACAUGAAGGCUUCCUACCUCAGCAUGCUCAGCCAGGAAGAGAGGGCACCGUUUGGGGAGAAGGAGGAGGACCUCUUCAGGCAGGUGCCCCGACUGAAGCAGAAGAUUGCCGGGAAAUCUCUGCCCACGGAGAAGUUCGCCAGCCGGAAAACCCAGCGGUACCAGGCCGAAAGGCCUCCCCCCCUUCCAGCGCCCCCACUGGAGAUGAUGUACAUCUGGAACGGCUACACGGUGAUCGGGAAAAGCAGGGAUCUGACGGAAGGGAUGCUGGACACCCUGAACGAGGCCCAGAGAAGACUGGAAGAGAACCCAAGGACAGAGUACUCUAUAGACGACCAGUGCGUAGUGAGCCUGCUGAAGGGCCUGUGUCUGCGACACCUGGGCCUGCUAGAAGAAGCUGAGCAUCACUUCAACCUGGUGCUCUGCAAUGAAAACCAAAUCAAAUUCGACCAUUACUUGGUUCCAACUGUGCUCCUGGAACACGCCCUCCUGUGCAUGGAGCAGGGGCGCAAGGAGGAGGCUGUGAAGCUUCUGGAGGCUGCAAAACAGAACUAUAAGAAUUACUCCAUGGAAUCUCGGACUCUCUUCCGAAUCCAGGCCGCGCUGCAGAAAGCUCGGGCCUCGCAGGAAAACGGACUUCCCUGAACCCUGUCUGUCCUGAGGGGCGGGGCUGCUCACAGGAAGUCAGGAGCCUGGACGCCCACGGCCAGAAUCACACCCUGAUUGGCUAUUAGGAAUCCAGCAAGACUCGCAUCCUCUUAUGUCUAAUUUUAGAUUUAUAACUGUGAUUUCAUUGCUUUUUAUAUCAACUCAAAAGAAAUGACAAGAUUGAUGCUUAGAAACAAAACCACACCUCGUCACAUAGAUACCCCGCGAAUGACACUGAGGAAAGUUCUGGAAAUGCCAUUAAUAUACACAUCCAGUCAUUAGUGUUUGGUGACGGCAAGACAAGAGGGUCACCAGCACUUUACUUGCCACUGGGAAACCAGUAAACUGAAUAUGAUGACAGCUUCUCAGGGGCUCGGUCUCAUGGACAGUUGGGCCCUGUGUUUGGUUGUGACACUCUCCUUACUUAAAGUUAUAAACCAGUCGUAUCACAUAGUAGCAGUGUAAUUUUCUUCCAGGGUCAACUGGAAUGCUUAUUUUUUGCAUACCUCUUUUAAAUAGCAAGAAGUAUUAAUUAAAUUACGCUAACCCAAGAGAGAUGUUAAAUUAGUUAGCACAAUUACUUGAAAACUUAAAUGCAUUUUUUGCGAUCUAUUUAAAAAAUUUUUUUAUGGAUUUCAAAUUACAACAGAGGUACAACGGUUGUUAUCAUCAUUGCUAAGAUUUAGCCUGUAGAUGGGAGUUCAGCCUGUAGAUCAGCGUUAAACGCCCUAACUCGGAAAUGCGCAGUUAUUAGAAGAUUUAUGAACAUGCGCAAUUAUUAGAAGACUUGUGUGUAAUUGGCGAUUGAGUGAGCUGUGUGUGCUGGGGCCAGUGCAGUCACUGUAAAUUCUGUGCGGUUUAUGUAGGUUUUUAAGUUAUGUGGUUUAAUUACGGAGAUAAGAGAAUAUGGAGUAAUCUGACUCAUGUCUGUUAUGUGUUUUAAGGGGUUAAGAAAUAGUUGUAAUUUAUUUUGGGUUUUGGAUUACACUGUAGAAAGAACUGAUUAAAAUGUAAUUAAAAUACAGGUUAUAUACAUGCGUGGUCUCUACUUGCUGUGCAUGAGGCUGGUAAUGUAAUUUAAAUGUUACAUUUUUAAAUAAAGACGGUACUAUUACUAUUA